AUGUCUGAUGGAGGAGCCGGUGCCUGCAUUGGGAAGGAGGAGGCGAGCGUGGUGCUGCCGGAUGCUGAGCCCGAGGAUGAGCGUUGCAUCCGAGCCUUGAGAGAAGGGGAGGCGCCAUGCUCUGCCAGCAGCAGACUGGGAGGGUCCCGCUGCAAGCCCGAGAGCGAGCGGCCCCGGGACAGGCGAGCGGCCGCGAUGUGCACCCCGAGCAGCGGCCCCGCUCUGCAGGGCGAGCCGGCGCAGCGCCCCCCGGCCGGGCGAACCUCAGGCGAGAGGCUGCGGCUGGAGGACGCCGCUUUCCCCGCCCCCCUGGGAGCCCUCUCCCUGCCCCCCGGCAUCAUCAUCAUGACCGGCCCCCUGCACUCGCCCGCGGCUCUGGCGGCUGUGACCGCCAGCCUGCCCGACUGCACUCUGCUCGCUCCCCCGGCCCCCGGUGCGGGUCCGGGACCAGCGCCGGCCAAGAGGAAGAGGAAACGGUGCGGGCUCUGCUCGCCCUGCAGGAGGCUCAUCAACUGCGGAGAGUGCAGCAGCUGCCGGAACCGCAAAACCGGGCACCAGAUCUGCAAGCUGCGGAAGUGCGAGGAACUGAAGAAAAAACCGGGCUCUUCACCAGAGAGGGUAAUCGUCCCCGGUGGAGGGGAAGCUUUCAGGUGGUUCUUCUGAGAGAAACCAAGGAACUCCUCACAGUCUCAUGAAACACGAUUUGCCUCACGAGUGGAGAACCAGUUCUACAUGUGUUCCCGAUACAAGGCACAAGUUUUAUGCCAAUGGUUCCUAUUUGUUAUUAUAGUGGACAUGGUAGUUUUUAAGCAUCUUUGGUUUUAUGUGAAAACUACAUGCUGGUAUUAUUAGGAAUGAAUUGUACAAAAAUGCAACUUGUAUUGUGCGAUGGAGAGAACUGGACAAUCAUUAUAAUAUGUUACACAUUUGUGGCCAGUGUUCAUUUUAAAAAAAACUUGUCUUAAAAGAUGGGGAUUUAGCAAUGACCUGCAGUGCAGUUGUGUCGAUGAUGAGCAUGAUUUGUGAGCUUGUGAAGGAUAUAACAAUUUUGUUGUGUGUCAAUUCUUUUACUCCUGGGUUUCUACGACGUUUGGAUUUUCUUUGCAUGUUCCCAGUUGUUGCUCGUCCAACCUAUUAUCAGCUUCUUCUUCAUAUUAACUGAUUGAAGAAGCUAACAAGGGUAUUAUAAUGCUAUUUGGAUUUCAAGGUUGUGGACUUUUUGAAUAAUACAUGAAUAGUAAAGACCAUUCUGUUAAGUACAGAAAGAUCCACGGUCGGGUUAAUAGAGGAAGCUGCUGUUUGUAAAGAAAUCCCCCUGAUCUCAAAGCCUGCAUUUAACAGAUUCUUUUUUCACUUUCUUUUGUUUAAGAAAUUACAUUUUGGUGAUCAUAGAGGGCAAUUGGGCUUUUUAGAAUCUGCCAUUGUAAGCUCUUUGGUGCAGCACGGUGGCACAGUGGUUAGCACUGCUGCCUCACAGCGCCUGAGACCUGGGUUCAAUUCCCGACUCAGGCGACUGACUGUGUGGAGUUUGCACGUUCUCCCCGUGUCUGCGUGGGUUUCCUCCGGGUGCUCCGGUUUCCUCCCACAGUCCAAAGGUGUGCGGGUCAGGUGAAUUGGCCAUGCUAAAUUGCCUGUAGUUUUAGGUAAGGGGUUAAUGUAGGGGUAUGGGUGGGUUGCGCUUCGGCGGGUCGGUGUGGACUCGUUGGGCCGAAGGGCCUGUUUCCACACUGUAAGUAAUCUAAUCUAAUCUAAUCAGGAAUUAGCAACUGAUUUUUGAGGCACUUAGGUGCGGAUGUCGGCAAAAGCUUCCCCUUCUGCUUGGAAGAAAAUGUGCACUAGUCAAGGAAAGUUCAGGUUGCAGUUGUUUCGUGUACAGCGCCACUCCACCCCCUCACUCCCCCAACUGGUUUGAUACUUCGGGUGACAGUUAUCACUUAUCCCUCACUUUUAAUGAGUACUCGACAUAUUCACCAAACUCAGAAACAACUUUGCUUUUCCUGCAGUCUUCCCUGAAUCGGGGGAUUGUUUUGAAUUUAAGCAAAAUCAAAAUAAUUUUGUUGGUGCAAUCUGCUUGAUUUCAAUCAAAGUUUUGUACGGAUAAAUUCCAGUUUUUUAUUCAUUCCGUCAGUUGCUUACAAACAGAUAGGAGUUGAGGUUCUGGUCAAAAGGUGAAAUGAAGCUGAAAUCUGAAUUAAAGUGGUUGGUGCUGGAGGGUCGACGUCCCGAAAUGUUGCAUCUCUAAAGGGUGCUCAGUAAAUGAUGCUGCUCUGUAUUUUAGCUUCUCCUGCUUUUAUUUAUUCAGUCUGUUUAUGUCUCGGCCACUGGGCACCUUUGCAAUAACAGCCUGCAGAUGCACGUUUGUGGCCGAAGUUGCAUGCUAUGUUGGUACUUCUCAAUCUAUUUUUUUGCCUUUGACAACGUUAUAGUUGAAACCAGUCGUUGCUAAAUGUGGAUUUGUAGCCUGUCACUGGCCCAUCCAGGCUGCAUCCGGAUGUCUGUGUGGUUUUGUUUUAUCAAUCUAAAACUAUUUUUGUAACUGACUUUGUGAGUAGUUUA
Hemiscyllium ocellatum (epaulette shark) is the source of this 2556-nucleotide messenger RNA. RefSeq names its product CXXC-type zinc finger protein 4-like. The record is from RefSeq and is a predicted model, not a curated record. The transcript has 2 exons. Gene Ontology annotation, cellular component: nucleus. The coding region runs from base 1 to 663 and encodes 220 amino acids. NCBI's taxonomy places the organism in Eukaryota, Metazoa, Chordata, Chondrichthyes, Orectolobiformes, Hemiscylliidae. Gene Ontology annotation, molecular function: zinc ion binding; methyl-CpG binding.